AUGGACUCUAAAUUAAAUGUUAAUACAUAAUUUGGUCUUUAGUAAUGAAAGAGAAGGCAAUUAUCAAUAAAUUAAUUAGGAUUUGUGCAGACAUAAAUCAAAAUGUAUAGAGCAUAAUCAAGAUCAAAUCAUAAUGUUGGAGGAUAGAAUGGGCCUACAUAAUGUGUUGGGCAAGAUUAAUUCGGAAAUAAAUAUUAUGAAGAUUUUGAUGUGAAAGAAAUUAAUAGAUGGGCAGAAUUUAAUGAAUACUUUGAUCCAUAUCAUACUCUUGGAGAUAGAAUACCUCCUGCUUGGCACGGUUAGUUGGCUCAUGUAUCGAAUGAGGCUCCAACUAGAACCGGCUAUUAAUACUUGUGUAGCCAUUCUACUAAGAACCAGCUACAGACAAUUAAUCUCUUCCAUAAGGAUAAUUGCGUAUUUGGAUUUAGGAUCCCUAGGCAAUUGAAGCUUUGAUUAAAUCUAAAGUGAUUUUGAGAGAUUUUGAUCCUCUUGCAGAAGGAAAGGCUUUAAAUAAAAUCCGUAUAAUAUUUCUAGUAAUCAGGAAAGAUUUUAUUCAUAAAUGUGGAUCUUAAAAAAGAAAUUAUUGUAAUUGUUGAUAUCAUACCUAAAGAAAGAAAAUGUAUUUAUCUUCAGCUACUCUGGCGAAUCAUGUAAAUUUAGAGGUUACAACAAAUAUUAGACUCUCUCAAAUUUCCAAUAAAAAAUUAUUAUCUUUUAUACCCAAUUAAUAUAAGAAACCGAUAUUAUAAUUUAUUAAUCGUUACUGAAAUUCCAAAAAUGGGACUUGGCUUUCCUUCUGUUGAAAUAGAUAUUAAUUUUGAUAUUCCCUAAAAUGGUAAAGAGUAUCAUCACAGCGGUGGAAAUUUGGAAAGGUUAUUAAUCAUGUAAUUAAUAGAUUUCAGAAAAUAGAAUAAUUAAUUGAAAAAAGUUGUUUCAAUAUUCUUUAUUGAAAUUUGAUGUAGUGGUAUUUUAUGAAAUUGUAUAGGAGGCAAACUUAUUAAGAUAGUAUUAUUUAUUAAAGAUUAGUGACUUAAAGAAUCAGAUUAAGAAGACUUUGAUGAGUGUGAGUUGGAUGAUAAAAAGAUAAAAUAAAUCAAUUAGAAAAAUAAAUUAAUCCAAAU
Paramecium octaurelia is the source of this 1121-nucleotide messenger RNA. The record is from the annotation of a GenBank genome assembly. NCBI's taxonomy places the organism in Eukaryota, Ciliophora, Oligohymenophorea, Peniculida, Parameciidae.